Ananas comosus (pineapple) is the source of this 1007-nucleotide messenger RNA. RefSeq names its product cysteine-rich repeat secretory protein 55-like. The coding region runs from base 66 to 875 and encodes 269 amino acids. The record is from RefSeq and is a predicted model, not a curated record. NCBI's taxonomy places the organism in Eukaryota, Viridiplantae, Streptophyta, Magnoliopsida, Poales, Bromeliaceae. The transcript has 2 exons.
UAUACACCCUUUAGGUAGAAGAGUAACUACUAUGAAAAAUAGCAUCAUAAAGGAUUAAAAUAAUUAUGGCACUAACAAGCCUUAGCUUCCUCAGCUUCUUCUUCCUUCUUCUCCCUUUCUCCUCUUCCUCCCCCACCACCGCCGCCUCGAUCGCCGCCACCGACCCUAUCGGCCAUUACUGCGCCUCGAGCUUCAAAGGCACCCAAACUCAAGCCAACAUCAACCUCGUCCUCUCCGACUUAGUCGCGAAGGCUUCGAUCGGCGGCUUCGCGGUCUCUUCCUUCGGCGGAGGCAACGGCGGCGCGAUCUACGGCCUCGCGCAAUGCAGAGGCGACGUCAUCGGCAGCGGCGACUGCUUGAGCUGCCUCGUCGCCGCAGCGAAGAAGCUCCCGACGACGUGCGCGGGGGACGCCGACGGGAGGAUAUGGUACGACUACUGCUUCAUGCGCUACGACAACGUGAAUUUUGUAGGGAAGGUUGAUAUCGGGUACGAGUUCAUUUACUACAACGUCGAGAACGCGACGGAUCCCGCGGCGUUCGACGCCGCGGCGGAGGAGCUGCUGGGGCGGGUGCAGGCGGAGGCUGCGACGCCAGGGAACGAAGGGUUCGCGGAGGAGAAGGCAAAGUUUACGGGGAGUACUACGAUCUACGGUCUGGCGCAGUGCACGCAGGAUCUGCAGCCGUCGGCGUGCGGCCAGUGCCUGGCGGCGGCGGCGGAGGAGGUCGUCGGCUAUUGCCAGGGCAGUGUCGGGUGCCAGGUCCACUACAGCAGUUGCAUGCUGCGUUACGAGAUCUAUCCCUUCUAUUUUUCCGGUGAUCACAAUAUGAAGGCGAGCGCAGGGGAUAAAUAUUUCAAAGUCGUUUUCAGUCCCUAGUGCGAUACACGUACGUGUAUGUGUCUUGUUGUGAUUUGUUGUUAGAAUAAAAUGGGCCGAGGGCCCGGGUCCUAGUUGUAUGGCGCUUUGUAGUUCAACCUGUUUUGAUGGUUUAAAAAAAUAUAUUUAUUA